Malania oleifera is the source of this 642-nucleotide messenger RNA. RefSeq lists its product as uncharacterized. The coding region runs from base 1 to 642 and encodes 213 amino acids. Lineage: Eukaryota; Viridiplantae; Streptophyta; Magnoliopsida; Santalales; Ximeniaceae. The record is from RefSeq and is a predicted model, not a curated record. The transcript has 3 exons.
AUGGCUGAGAUAACACGAAGUUCUAGAGAGCGGGGAGGUCCAUCCUCAGCUCAGAGAUGUACCAUAGAGAAAUUUAUGAAGAUGAAUCCGCCAGCUUUCUCUAGAGCGACUAAUCCUGCAGUUGCGGAGAACUGGGUGCAGGAGAUAGAGAAGAUUCUAACAGUACUCUAUUGCACUGAUGAGCAGAGAGUUUUGUAUGCUAUGUAUAGGCUGGCGAGGGAGGCCGAGAGAUGGUGGGCAGCCACCAGGUUGUUGGAAGAGCAGAAGGCUAUACCGGAGUUCCUGAGUCUGUCCCAGGGGUCGUUGACUAUCCCACAGUAUGCGGCGAGAUUUAUUGAGCUCUCUCGUUUCUGUCCCUAUGUUGUCCCCAAUGAAGCAAAGAAGGUUAGAAUGUUUGAGAGAAACUUAAGGCGUGAUAUUUACCGGCAAGUGGCAGUAUUGAGGAUUCAGGAUUUUACAGAACUAGUUGACAAAGCCACUAUAGCGAAGGAGAGUUUAUCUAGAGAGACGGAGACACAGACCCGCUCAUCUCCGUCUCUGUCUCUCUCCUUCUCUCAAUUACUCGGCGAGUUUGCGAUGGAUCGAGAAACGAAAGGUGCCAUUAGAAUUCUGAUUCCACUGCCGACAUUUCUACUGGAGUAG